UUUGAUUUAUCCUUUUAGUUAACUCGAAACGAACGGCUGUGAAGAAACAUUUUUCGCCGCUACUCCCCAUUCUUCCACUGCUAUUGUCGAAAGGUAAGAACUAACAACCCAUUUAUGCUACUUCCUCAAUGACUUCACCUCUUUCGUUCUGAAUUCCUCAUAAUGAUUCACACUUUAUCCCCUAAAUGUUCUCUUCCUUUGACUUCUUCUACUGUCACUCAUUUCAAUUUCAAUAGGAGAAGAAAACCCAAGCUAGGUUUUGUUUUUUCCAUUUCUCAAAACACUACUACUACUACAAAUCUAGGUGUUUUUCAAUUAGGUUUUCCUGAUUUUAAAUUUGAUGCAUUUUUUAAACCUAACAAGAGUCAUGUUAGAGAUUUAGCUCCACCUUUAACGUGGAAAUUGAGUGAAGUCAAUAUUGAAACUGAACUGGAUGAGGAGAAGAAUGUUUCUAAUGAUGGCAUAAACACUUUGGAUUCGAAGAGUUCGGAUCGAGUUCAGGAGAGUUAUGAUGAGCGAAAAUCAAACAGUGAUGAUGAUAAUGACGAGGACGAUGAAAAAGAAGAGUAUGAUGGUAAGAUUGAUGUUAGAGAGCUUGCUAUUAGUUUGCAGAGUGCUAAGACUGUGGAGGAUGUUGAGGAGGUUCUUAAGGACAAGGGUGAUUUGCCUCUUAAAGUGUAUUCGACGGUGAUUCGAUGGUUUGGUAGAGAAAAGAGAAUGAAAUCCGCGAUGAUUCUUUUUGAUUGGAUGAAGAAGAGAAAGAUAGAGACUAAUGGCUCUUUUUCGCCUAACCUUUUCACUUAUAAUUGUCUAUUAGGUGUAGUUAAGCAGUGUGAGAAAUAUGCGGAAACGGAAGGUAUUUUGAACGAAAUGGUUCGAGAUGGUGUUGGAUUUAAUGUUGUGACAUAUAAUGUGUUGAUGGCGAUUUAUAUUGAGAAAGGAGAAGGUGAAAAAGCUCUUGAUAUGUUCGAGGAAAUCCGUAGAAAUGGGCUUACUCCGUCUUCGGCGUCAUAUUCUCAGGCUGUGUUGGCGUAUCGGAAAAUGGAAGAUGGUAAUGGAGCUUUGAGUUUCUUUGUUCAGUUUAGAGAAAAGUAUCGACUAGGUGAAAUAGGAAAAGACGAUGACGGUGAAGAUUGGGAGAAAGAAUUCAAGAAGCUUGAGAGGCUUACAGUACGUGUUUGCUAUCAGAUAAUGCGACUUUGGCUUGUCAGUUCUGAGAAUAAGAGCAGUUAUGUGUUGAGGUUUCUUGUUAGUAUGGAUAAUGCUGGGAUUCCACUGAAGCGUGCGGAACUUGAGCGACUCGUGUGGGCUUGUACUCGCGAAGAUCACUAUAUUGUUGUGAAAGAGCUGUACAUUCGGAUAAGAGAACGGUAUGAUGAGAUCAGAGUGUCGGUCUGCAACCAUACAAUUUGGUUGAUGGGGAAAACCAAGAAAUGGUGGGCAGCUUUGGAGGUUUAUGAAGAUUUAUUGGACAAAGGGCCAAAGCCGAAUGACUUGUCAUAUGAACUCAUAAUGUCUAAUUUCAGAGUUCUUCUUAGUGCAGUCCAGAGAAAGGGUAUUUGGAAAUGGGGUGUCAAGUUGUUAAACAAGAUGGAAGAAAAAGGCUUAAAACCUGGAAGUAAUGAAUGGAAUGCAGUUCUUAUCGCCUGUUCGAGGGCUUCAAAAACGUCAGCAGCUGUGCAAAUAUUUAAAAGAAUGGUAGAAAAUGGCCAAAAACCAACUAGAAUUUCAUACGGGGCUUUAUUGAGUGCACUUGAAAAAGGAAAACUAUACGAUGAAGCCUUCCGAGUGUGGGACCAUAUGCUCAAGGUUGGCAUUCAGCCAGAUGCGUAUUCCUACACAGUCAUGGCUUCAAUUUACACUGCACAAGGAAAUUUUAGUAGAGUUGACGCCAUAAUUCAGGAGAUGCUAACGUUAGGAAUCGAAGUAACAGUAGUGACAUACAAUGCUAUAAUCAGCAGAUCUGUGCGGAAUGGCAUGAGUAGGGCAGCUUAUGAAUGGUUUCAUCGAAUGAAAGUUCAGAACAUCACUGCUGAUAAUGAAACUUAUGAAAUGCUGAUUGAAGCCCUUGCAAACGAUGGAAAGCCAAGGCUUGCAUAUGAGUUAUAUUUGAGAGCUCAGAAUGAAGGCCUCAGUCUAUCUUUCAAAGCUUAUGAUGCUGUGUUGCAAUCCGCCAAAGCUCAUGGUGCCACCAUUGAUGUAGGUUUUUUAGGACCUCCUCCUGCAGAUAAAAAGACUAGAGUAAAAGUUGGAAAAAGCAUCAAUCUGUCUCAUGUUCCCAGGAGAAAUAAACCAUUUGACAGAAGAAAACUUUAUCUGAAAUGAAGUUGCUGCAGUAACUACGUCGUACAGAUUGUAAUCUCGGCCGUCUGAUCUAAGUCAAUGGCAGAGAAUGUUCAAAACUGAUUUUAUUAUUGUGUUAUCUGGACAGUCCGAUCGCAACUUAUCAGCCAAGAUUGGUUAUUGUGUAAACGAAUGCUUCCUUUACAGCAGGGAAUCUGAACUUCAUCACAGCCAUGAAAAAGUUCUGAAGUUUUAGCACAUUGAAAUUAGCAUAGUCAAAUCUUUUGUAACCUUUGUACAUUUUUUGUAUCCUUAGCUAAGGCAAAAGAAUCACACUCAUGUUUACUUCCAUUUUCAUCAGAAAAAUAGAGAUGUAACACUUUUUUGGGGAAUUAUUAUUGAAAUUUUGACUUGCAUGCAUGAAAAAACGUGGAAGCUGGUCCUUUUAA
Molecule: messenger RNA, 2732 nt
Organism: Lathyrus oleraceus (garden pea)
Lineage: Eukaryota; Viridiplantae; Streptophyta; Magnoliopsida; Fabales; Fabaceae
Product: protein LOW PHOTOSYNTHETIC EFFICIENCY 1, chloroplastic-like
Molecular function (GO): protein binding
Source: RefSeq, a predicted model, not a curated record